Molecule: messenger RNA, 2078 nt
Organism: Klebsormidium nitens
Lineage: Eukaryota; Viridiplantae; Streptophyta; Klebsormidiophyceae; Klebsormidiales; Klebsormidiaceae
Source: the annotation of a GenBank genome assembly
UAAUUUGAGCUACAACUCUCCCCCAUUUCUUCAAAGUUGCUCUCAUAAAAGCCAUUCACACUCGUGAGCUGUGUAUGAAGAGGAGAGUGAGCACAGGUGUGCAAGCCAGUCCAAUUUCCUACUUCAAGUUCAAUUCAACUUCAAGGUAGGUAGUCCAAACGAAGAAUUGGGGGCGGAGGACGAGGAUAUAAUUGUCUGCUUGGAAGGCGAUCUCCCUUAGCCUGAGGUUUGAUCGAUCGAAGCAUGGCUCGGGAGGUUGAGAUGGCGGAUGCGGAGAAGGAUGCAGCCCCUUCAGCGACCGCCCCAGCAACUGCAGCUACUGUUCAGCCAGAGGAUCCAGAGAAAGCUGCACUGGCUGAUUUGACAGGUGCAGUGAGCUUGAUAGAGCGGUCGGUGGAGCAGAAGGAGCCGCGCUUUGUCACCCGGGCUCUGAGACAGACCGCCGCCGCCAAAAAGAAGAUCACUCCAAAGGUCCUGCGGAAUUUCGCGCACACAUUCCCAAAGCAACUUGAGGUUGGCUCGGUGCUCACACAGGCUCUGCAAAGCGAACCCUCAUCUACCCAGGCAGAUGGGGUGCCGAGCACAAAGGAUUCAGUCCUGCCAGAGGUGGAGAUUUACGGGUACCUCGUUGGCCUUGUGUUCUUCAUUGACCAGAAGAAGAUUGAUGUGGCGAAAACUGUGGCCAAUCUGGCCAUCAAACGUAUCCAGACCUACAACCGGAGGACGCUGGACAGCAUCGCUGCGCGCGUGUACUUUUACUUCUCGCUGGCGUACGAGCGAUCCAACGAGCUCAACACGAUCCGGGCCACACUCUUGGGGCUACACAGAACGGCCACUUUGCGGCAUGACGAGAUUGGCCAGGAGACGUUGCUGAACCUGCUGCUGCGCAACUAUCUGCACUACAACCUGUACGAACAGGCCGAGAAGCUGCGCGCCAAAACGCAGCGGCCAGAGACUUCGUCCAACCAGCAGCUGUCGCGGUACUUGUACUACCAGGGCCGCAUUCAGGCGAUCCAGCUGGAAUACACGGACGCCAAGGAGUGCCUCCUGCAGGCACUGCGCAAGGCGCCCCAGUCUGCCAAGGGCUUCAGGAUCGCAUGCACCAAAUGGGCGACCAUCGUGCGGCUGCUGCUCGGAGAGAUUCCGGAACGGACGACCUUCAUCCAGCCGGGGCUGCGGGAAGCCCUGAAGCCAUACUUUGAACUGACGAACGCGGUGCGCAUCGGCAACCUGGAGCUCUUCCACGACGCGGCCGAGAAGUACGGCGCGGUGUUCCAGACGGACAAGACGAGCAACCUGAUUGUGCGCCUGCGGCACAACGUCAUCCGCACCGGGCUGCGGCGCAUCAACCUCUCCUACUCGCGCAUCAGCUUGAAAGACGUGGGCCUUAAGCUCGGCCUCGAAGGGACUGUCGAGGACAUCGAGUCGAUCGUGACCAAAGCGAUUCGGGACGGGGGAAUCGACGCGACGGUCGAUCACGCGAAGGGGUUCGUCCAGUCGAAGGAGACGGGGGACAUCUACAGCACGGUGGAGCCCCAAUCUGCAUUCCACUCUCGGAUUAGUUUCUGCUUGAACACCCACAACGAGGCAGUGAAGGCCAUGCGGUAUCCUCCGGGGUCGCACAAGGGGGAUCUCGAGACCGAGGAGAAGAGGCGUGAGCGCCAGCAGCAGGAGCAAGACCUGGCUAAGCAGUUGGCUGAGGACGACGAAGAUGAAUUUUAAGAGAACAUUGUGGCGGAAAACCUGAGGGGUCCAAGACCCGCCUCAUGCCCUUGCCACACGGUCAAACCGAUUGUGAUCUCACUUUGCCCGCAGAUUUGGGGGGAAGAAAUUGACGGUCUGUGAGUGCCGAGCCACUCGCGAAUGGUGCGCAAGCAUGGUGUCAUUGUCUCGGUGACUUUGUUGGAUGACCAGUGUGUCAUAGUUGGGUAUAUUUAUUUAAAGAAAGGUCGCGACGUUUUGUGCGCAGAUGGUAUGAGAAUGGAUCGGACUAUCUUUCACGAAAGCAAGUCCAGGGUCAGAACUUGACGUCUACUAGAAGUGUGUGGAACGAGUCUGUACUUCAGUCGAAUGUCGCA